Messenger RNA from Paralichthys olivaceus (Japanese flounder), 12069 nucleotides. RefSeq lists its product as uncharacterized. The record is from RefSeq and is a predicted model, not a curated record. NCBI's taxonomy places the organism in Eukaryota, Metazoa, Chordata, Actinopteri, Pleuronectiformes, Paralichthyidae. Gene Ontology annotation, biological process: DNA-templated transcription.
AUUACGUGGCGUCACGGCAGAGAAAAUGGAAGGCUGCGAUAGCUAACUAGCUAGCUGAGAUAAUCUCUCCGCAACUGGGAAACAGUUGUUUUUACAUCGAAGUCUUGGACAUCAGCAUGGACUCGAUGGAAAAUAACUGCAUCACAGAUGAUAGUAAUGCAGAGGAACAGCUGAGCCAAACAGAAGACGCAGAAUCGAGUGUUCGGCCAACCCUGUCGCAGGUCACAAAGUCCUGGGGCUUCAGGCGGACAACCAUUGCCAGAAGAGAGUUCAUGGAAGAAGUUGGAGACCUCACACACAGCCCUCCACCUGUACGCAGGGGCAGAGCUCGUCGAACCAAUCAGACACCCCAGGCUGCUGCAGAGGCCUGCACCCCUCGGAAAGCUGCAUCUACAUCUAGGAGUGUUAUUGAUGACCUUGAAUGGUCUUCUCCUUCCUCACCUGCUUCAGAAGAGAGCAAGCCUGCCUCAGAAGCUUCUGCAGGAGGGAGUCUGGACCCCAGCUCAUGGCAGGAUUUUGGGUCUGCUUUCCACACUGCUUUCUCACUGCUAGGCGGAAAUGACGGCUUGUCAAUGGACAUGUCAGAUGCACUUGCAGCCCCUGACAUUUUGGAAGCUACUGAUGCCAAUAAAGCUCUUUCUCCACAGGGUAUAGAAACUGAAGUGCCUGAUAAUAUGGAAUCGGCUGAUGAAAUGGACAUUUCGCAGCCGGUUGCUUCCGACUGUGUGGCAGGAGGAAUAAAUGAUGUGGUUUUGAUCUCUAGUCAAGAGGACAGUGAUGACAUGACUCUGAUACAGAUUAAGGAGAUGCUGGCAUCUAAAGGUAGUCAGGGAGAAACAAGAGGUAGAGGGGGGAGAGGUGGAAGAGGAAAGGCCAGAGGAAGGGGUAGAGGCAGAGGAAGAGGUAGGGGAAAAGGGAGAGGAAGAGGCAGAGGGAGGGGCAGGGCAGUAGAGCUUCCCUCAAUCGUUGCAGAUGAUGUGGACAACGACGAAGAUGUGAUGUUUGUAAGUGCAGCUGAGCUGCAGCAGCAGUUGCAAGAGGAGGAACACGAUCCACACGUCCCUACUGAAAUUGAGAUAUCACCUGCUCACUCCGGUUUGACUCUGAGUCCUGCGCAACGAUCAAACUCAGACUGCAUAAUCAUAGACACUGACUUAGACCAGGUUACUGAUGUCACUCCUGGCCAGUAUGACGAUGUACCGGAGGAGGAGGGGAAAGAUGAUACAAAUGUAGCAGAGUAUUCAAGCAUAUCGGACAGUGAGGGUUAUGACUCCAAUGCUCUGUACUGCAUCUGCCGACAAAAACACAACAAAAGGUUCAUGAUCUGCUGUGACAUUUGCCAGGAAUGGUUCCAUGGUGACUGUGUUGGUGUCAGUGAGACACAAGGUAGUAAGAUGGAGAGGAAAGGGCAAGAGUAUAUCUGCCCCCCCUGCACAACCAAAAGGCAACUUCAGUCUGAGCCUUACCCUCAGCCAGAGCCUGAGCUUAGCUUUCCUGAGUGUUUGACACUGAGUCCUUCUGGCGUAGAAGGGGAUGAGCAGCAAGUCCUCAAGGAGGCUGUGAUGUUUGAAGAGGAGCAGGUGGAGCAGGAGGCACCUAUGAUCAGGCUAGAGCCUGAACCUGAGCCUGAACCUGAAGCUGAGGUGAAGACAGAGAGCUCUUAUCCCCUGUGCAUAGGACCCGGGUGCUUUAAACAAGCCCUACCGGACUCUGUUUACUGUAGCACUGACUGCAUCCUUCAGCACGCUGCCUUCACUAUGAAGACACUCUCUGGCCCUAAGGUGCCCAAGUCCAGAGGUCGGCCACAGAGAAAGGUUGCCCCUGCCAGACCAGCUGCAAAGGGUCAGAGGUCUGUUAGGACGUCUAAGAGGUUAGCAGUAAAAGCCGAGGAAAAAGUUGAAGAGGAGGAGAUGGAGGAGGAGGAGGAGGAUGGAGGAAAUGGGGAGGCUGCAUCUCCCUUAUCCUGUGACCCCAUUCUCACAGAAGUUCAGGCCACUUCAAUACCAUCACCUAAGUUGUACACAGCGUCUGAUAAGGACAGUGAACAAGUAGAAGCUGACAGUGAGGCUGCAACUCCCUCAACACAAUCUCCAAAGGACCCCUCUACAGAUACGAUUCCCUCUUCCCAUCAUGUCACUGAGCCAGGCCCACCAAACAGAGACUCUCAAGCAGAAGCAAAAGAGCCAGAGGACAGUGGUGUGUUGAAGCCACAACCAGUUGAAUCCGAUACCUCAAUACCAUCCACCACAGCAAAGCCUAGUCCCUCUCCUGCAGCACAAUCCCCUACCACCUCACUGCCCAGACAUCAUAAUACAGGGGCCCUUAUGGUCACUAAGACCUCAUACGUCAUACCAAAAAAGCAGUCUGGACCUCAGCCUCCAUCAGUAUCAGCCUCAGCAUCUUGCCAGAAGUCAUCUUCAGCCCUGCUGAAUGAAACCCGAAACCUGCUGGUGCCUCCUGCGCCCAGCGCUCCCUCCUCCAGACCCUCUCAGCCCAACACCCAGGUCAGACAGAGCAUCCAGCGCUCCCUCACAAGCAUCCUGUUCAAAAGGGUGUGUGACUGUGAGGAUUUGGAGAUGUCUGAGAGUGACGCUGCAAAGCUUGUUGCAAACAUUGAGAUGGAGAUGUUCGACAUAUUUCGCAACACAGACAGCAAAUACAUGAACAAGUACAGAACUAUAAUGUUCAACCUAAAAGACCCAAGAAACAAGGGCUUGUUGUAUCGGGUUGUACAAGGAGAUAUCGGUCCGUUCAGACUGGCAAGGAUGAGCCAGAAGGAUAUGCAGGCCACCAAGGCACCUGAACAAAGUGCAAAAGAAACAGCAGAGGUUAGGGAUGCUCCUGCUAAAGCAACAAGUUUACUGCAGAAGCCUGAAGCAGUGAAGGUUGAUCUGCCCAGUUUGAAUCCUAUUAGACCUGAUAGAAGAUCCAGCAAAAGACCAGAGAGCAUGGUUGCUUCCCAGGAACAGAAGAGAAGUCUUCCUGCUCCUGCUCUCAAAACCAGGACAAACCAGCCAAUCCAGAGCAGCGCUACGUCAGAUAUUCUCACCUGUAUGCUUAAGGACACAACAUCAGAGCACAAAGCACACCUCUUUGACCUGAAAUGCAAGAUAUGUACAGGCCAGAUACUACCUGGGGAAGAGGAUGAACCCGCGAAGAAAAAACCCAAGAUCUCUGAAACAAAAGAUAAGCAUGAACCCUCUUGGAGAAGGUAUGCAGGAGACGACUCCCCUCUGCGGGCGCCACCUGACUCACCUGACAUGGAAUCACCAACUUCCCUUAUUAUUGACUCUCCAGCACUCACUAUUGUAGAAUCCCCUGCUUCCCCCAUGAGGGAUUCUCCAGCCUCGCCUACUUUAGAGUCUCCUGCUUCCCCUGUCUCAGAGUCCCCUGCAUCCCCAACUGCAGACAUUCCUAAAGCUACUACAACAAAGAAAGCAUACACACCAGUUGUGAUUCCAGCUGUCUCUACUGUAACCAUCUCAAGACGUGAUCCCCGCACUGCAGCCAGCAGGUUCUCUGCUUCAUCUAGUAGCUCCUCUGGUCCCAGCAACACAACCCUUAACCAAUCAUCCCCUUAUGCGUCUAUUAAAGAGAAUAGCUCUGCCUCUGCAUCAGCAUCCUCACUACCACCAACAAAACCUUUACCUAAAUCUAUCUUAAUGAAGCCGUUGUCAGAUCCUCGACUCUAUGGCACAUUAUCAAGGACUGUCAUCUCUGAAUCACCUGGUGAUGGUGAGACUGCUCAGUUCCUUUCUAAGCAAGAGAUACUGUGGAAAGGCUUCCUAAACAUGCUCAAUGUAGCCAAGUUUGUUACGAAGGGAUAUCUGGUUUCAGGAUCGGCUGAAAACCUUAAAGCGGAUCUACCUGAUACCAUACAAAUUGGGGGACGAAUCAUGCCUCAAACAGUUUGGGACUAUGUUGCAAAGCUAAAGACCUCUGUUACAAAGGAGUUAUGUGUGAUCCGGUUUCAACCCGCAACAGAGGAGGAGGAGGUUGCCUAUGUCUCCCUGUUUUCAUAUUUCAGCAGCAGAGGUCGUUUUGGGGUUGUUGCCAAUAGCAGCCGCUCUCUCAAGGAUGUAUACCUUGUCCCGCUCAGUGCAAAAGAAUCAAUCCCAUCGAUUCUACAACCUCUUGAAGGGCCAGGGCUUGAAAAAAACCGACCCAAUCUUCUUCUGGGUCUUGCAAUCAUCCAGAAAGCAAAACGUCCAGGAAGCUUGCCUCAGGAAAUUGAAGAGAAGAGACCCAAAGUUCAUAUGUCCAAAGACCCAAUGUGGAUCCCAAAACCACCAGUCCUCUAUGGUUCUGACAAAUUGGAGAUAUUCCAACCCUAUGAUCCAGAGACUCCUGCUAGUACUUUCCCUCCUGGUUCACCAUCUUGCCCUGGCUCACCAUCAGAUUCCUCGUCUUCUGGAUCUGUUACUGUACCAUCUCUUUUGACUUCUAUGAAAGUGACUCGUCCUGUUUCUUCCCCUUUUGGUGUUUCUGGAUCUACCUGCAAUAGCAUCUCAGACAAGAGUCCCAAAACAGAAUCUACUGAAAAGACACCACUACAGACUAUCUUGAAAUCUAUUGUUCGCAACAAGCAAACUGACUCUACAUGCCCUGCUGAAGGAAGUUUUGCAACAACAACAGUAAGUGUUAAAAACAUCCCAGUGUUUUCUCAUGUGUCUGAAUCAAUGAUGGAUCCAAUCGUCCAACAAUAUGGGCAGAAAUCCAAAGUGAAAAAGUUAGAAGAAGAGGAAAAUUACUAUGACCGACCAUACGACCCGGAGGAGGAGUACGAUCCAGCCAUGGGAUAUGGAGUGGCUGCUCCACGGAACAUAGAGAAGAUUAAGAAAGGUGACCCUGCAGUAUCAGGCUUUGUGGAGGACGAUAUAGCCUAUGAUCCAGAGGAUGAGACUAUCUUCGAAGAUAUUCAAAGUGAUGCUCAUGUUAAAAAGGCCCCUGGUAUAACAUCAGAUUCUACAUCAUGCCCAGGACCACCUUCUACCCAGGUUGUAACACCAUCUGCAACUACCACUCCCAUGCAAACUUCUACCCCAGCUGCAGUAAUGCCACCUCUUCCUACAGGCAUUGUAGUUGUCUCAGCUGCAACACUGACUGAACAGCAGCGCAUGCUCGAGGAGCUUAAUAAGCAGAUUGAAGAGCAGAAACGACAGUUGAAGGAGCAGGAAGAGGCACUACGUCAACAGAGAGAGGCUGUGGGUAUGUUCAUGGCUAAAUUUUCUGUUUCUGACUCCCUGAUGUCUCCUCCACAAAAAUCUUUGCCCCUUAGUCAACUGUCAUCACUGCAGAGUGGCAUAAUGCAAACAGAAUCUUCAGAAUCAACAGACAAGACGAGCAACCAAUCAAAUGUGGAUUCACAAUCUGUUAAGUUAGAAACAGCCACUGCCCUUCCUGCUUCUACAAAUGACACAGAUAACAUUGUAGAACAAGAUGAAACGCAAAACAAUGUUGAGGAUAGUGACAAGUAUUCUUCUGCUGGAGAGAUUGAAGAUUCUGAUGUAGCCUAUGACCCUGAGGACGAAUCACUCUUUAAUUUAAUUCAAGAGGAUGUAUUUCAAGGAAGCAGUAUGAAUACACAUGAUUCACAAGGGCAUAGUUCUAGCCGCAAGGGUGCUCUGCCGAAUUCGUACAACAGCAGAAAGCGAAGGUCGUCACCAAAGAGGCGGAGUCAUCGUGAAAGGGACUCCCAAAGAAGUCCUUCAAGAAGGUCACAGCGGCAUUCUCCUUCACAUUCCCAUAGACGUAGAGAAAAGGAUAGACACAAAAGAACUGAAAGGGACAGGUCAAGGCAUAGAGCUAGAAGCCAGUCUGAACGUCAGGGUCGCCAUCGUAAAGAGCAUAGUACACGCCGACAUUCUCAUGGUCGUAAAAGAUCUCCAUCCUCUCCUAUAAAAACAGAUUCUGCGUCCCUUUCACCAAAACAGCACAGAGGACCUUCCCCUCAAGUCCUUGAGAAAUCAAAACCUGCAAAUGUCCCAUGUGAUAUGCCGGAAUCUAUUGAUGGAGAAUCUGUCGAGAGUAACACGUCAUCAUCUGCCCCUGUUACCAUUAAAAAUGAACAUGAUGGACAUCAGUUACAAUGCAAUGUUUCUGAGUGCCCAGAUAAAGGCACUUUGCCUCAUUCAAAUGAACUUGACAAGCUUGAGAUAUCAGAACCACCAAAAUCCCAUGACCUUCAAAAUAAUUCACUCAGUGGUUCCUCUACCCAGGUGGAAAAACCCUCUCAACAGGAAAUUAUGCUUCAAAGUAAAAUUGAAAGUACAGUUCCUUUAAGAGAAAUUGACCCACCCAUUCGAGAUUCUCCUCAAAGCCCUGAUCCAGAACCACAAUUCUUGAAACAUAGCAGCAUAGAAAAGAGUGAUUUUGAAAUCAGAGAUCCUGAGACACAUAUCAACGUCUCAAUGCCAUUUGUUAAAGUUGAAAAUAUUUGUCUGCCUAUUGGUGGUCAAGCAACAGUGCCCAAUAUACAGGGGAGUCCAAAAUCAAAUAUCAGAAAUCAAUGUAUGAUAAAGGUAGACAAACAGUUAGAAGCGGAAAGUCCAGGUUUAAACCAUCAACAAAUGUUGGGUCAAGGGGGAUCAGAUUUAAAGCUAGCCAGAGAGUCAGAUAUGCAGGGCCCUGGAAUAGACCCACUGUCAAAACAUAUAAGGAAUCCAGGACUAGAUAUGAAACAACAUAUAGAGCCAAGAGACACAGGUAUUCGAUUUCUAAGCUCUGAUAACAAAGGUGCAGGUAUGCAAGGCAUUAGUCCCCAUGUUUGGGGCCCUGCGCCACACAUUAGAGACUCAGGGGUGAGUCAAAUGCAAUCAUCAGACAGAUAUGGGCAUUACACAAGUGGUUCAGAGUCAAGAGACCCUUUAAUUCCUAUCUACCAUCCAAGGGGUCAAGAUAUAGGAAGAGAUAGAGACCAAAAACAAAGAGGCGAGAGUCCACAUACUAAGAGUGUGAGAUCUGCUAUGAUGGGUGGAGAUUUCAGAGAUCAGAGUCCAGAUAUAAGCGGUGCAGGCCCAUCUCUCAGGGGCGAAAAAGGUGUUCGAAGGCAAUCAAGACAUGAUGACAGUUCAGUUCAUGGGCAUGCAGAACAUAUGCAGAUGAAUAUAAGAGAAUCAGACACUAUGCAUGAACCUAAAAGGCACAACGUGACAGGAGGGUCUGGUCAAGAUAUUGAUAGUAAGGUUGGCCCAUAUACAAGAGAUGAUAAAAGUGAGUCAAGUGCAAAGAGUUCCAGCAGAGACAUUGGAGAAAUAUGUUCAAAUAGGAGGGACACAGACAUGCAAGGAAGAAAUAUACAAGGUCAGGGGCUAGAGAGGAUACCUUAUCAAUUAGGCCAAGGAGACAGAGGUCCCGUGCCACAAAUUACAAAUCCAGACUGGAGAGGAUCAGCACCAGGUGGUGUUGGUCUUGCUGUGAUUGGUCAUAGAAGUCAAAAUAAAAGCCUGCCUCCAACAGAUUCGACUGGCCUAGAAUCAGACAGAAAUGAUUGGAGAGGGCCAGAUAGGACAGAAUUAUGUUCAGUCACAGGAAGGCCAUUUAUGCAAAAUGAAUGGAUGGAUUACCGCCCUGAUAGAAGAGGAGCAAACCAGGAGACACAGGGGCCUGAUGCAGGACAAAAGGGUUCUGCUUUCAUGGCACCUGGACCUAAUGUGAAUGCUCAUAUGCCCGACAGGAGGGGGCCAGGUGGUCUAGACUUCAGGAGCCAAGAGUAUGAAAGGAGAGUUUCAACUAUGGACAAUCUAGGACCUGGCAUGAGAGGGCCAGUGGUUGACAGGAGGAGUCUGGCUUUGGAGCAUCUUGAAAAUGACAUGAAGGAACCUGGUGGCCUACAUUUCAGAGGGCCUGAGAGGAGAGGCACAGCUAUAGAAGAUCAAGGACUUGACAUGAGUGUGCCAGCAGAUGCAGAUUUCAGUGGACCAUGGCCCAAAAGGAAAGGUCCUGAUAUUGUUGGUCCAGGGCCUGACAGAAGAGGACCAGGAUGUCUGGAUUUCAGAGGUAUAUCUAUGGAGGGUCCUGGAACUCACAGAAGAGGACCUCAAGGUAGAGGUCUUGCUAUGGAGGGUCCUGUGACUGACGGGAGAGGGCUUGAAGGUCCAGAUUUCAGAGGACCAAGACCUGAAAGGAGAGGUCCUGCUAUAGAAGGUCCUGGGACUGAUAGGAGAGGACCUGAAGGUCCAGAUUUUAGAGGACCACGACCUGAAAGGGGAGGUCCUGUUAUGGAAGGUCCUGGGACUGACAGGAGAGGCCUUGAAGGUCCAGAUUUUAGAGGUCCAAGACCUGAAAGGAGAGGUCCUGCUAUGGAAGGUCCUGGGACUGAUGGGAGACGACCCGAAGGUCCAGAUUUCAGACGACCAGGACCUGAAAGAAGAGGUCCUGCCAUGGACGGUCCUGGGACUGAUAGGAGAGGACCCAUAGGUCCAGAUUUCAGACGACCAGGACCUGAAAGGAGAGGUCCUGCUAUGGACGUUCCUGGGACUGACAGGAGAGGACCUGAAGGUCCAGAUUUCAGAGGACCAGGACCUGAAAGGAGAGGUCCUGCUAUGGAMKGUCYUGGRGCUGAYAGGAGRGGACCUGAAGGUCCAGAUUUCAGAGGACCAGGACCUGAAAGGAGAGGUCCUGCUAUGGAAGGUCUUGGGGCUGAUAGGAGAGAUUUUAGAGGACCAGGACAUGACAGGAGAGGUCCUGCUAUGGAGGGACCUGGGAUUGACAGGAGACGACCCGAAGGUCCAGAUUUUAGAGGAACAGGACAUGAAAGAAGAGGUCCUGUUAUGGAUGGUCCUGGACCUGGCAGAGGAGGACCUGGAGGUCCAGAUUUCAGAGGGCCAGGACCUGAAAGGAGAGGUACUCCUUUGGAGGAUCCUGGGAUUGAUUGGAGAGGACCUACAGGUCCAGAUGUCAGAGGCCCAGGGCAUGAAAUGAGAGAUUCUGCUAUGGGGGGUAUUGGAAUUAACAGGAUAGGACCUACAGGACCAGACUUCAGAGGACCAGGGCCUGAUAGGAGAGGUCCUUCUAUGGCCGGUCAGGGGCCUGACAUGAGAGGAUUUGAAAGUCCACAUUUAAGAGGACUAGGACCUGAAAGGAGCAGUUCUACUAUCGAAGGCCCUGGGACUGACAGGAGAGGACCCGAAGGUCCAGAUUUCAGAGCACCGGGACAUGAAAGGAGACGUCCUCCUAUAGAGGGUCCUGACAAAAGAGGACCAGGACAUACAGAUUUCCAGGGACAAGAGCCUGAAAGGAGAUUACCAGGAGGUCCAGAAAGAGGGCCUGGCUGUGAAGGGAGAGGAGGACCAGGAGAUCAAAAUGCUGGUGGACUUGGCCCUGAUAAUCCAGGCCCAUAUAUGGGGGUUUUGGGGCCUGACUUCAUAGGAAUGGGACCUGAAAGACCUGGUAGUCGCAGUCAGGGAAUGGGAGGACCACACUUCAGGGGUCCAGGGUCUAACAGGGGGUAUCCAAACAUGGAAGACCCAGGGCUUGAUAGGAGAAGGGCUGGUGGUCCAAACAUGAUGGGGCCAGGACCACAACAUUCAGGUUCAAAUAAACAGGAUCCAGGGCCUGACAGAGGACAUUUCAUGGGACCUGGGCCAGAGAGAAGGCCUCCAGAUAUGAAGGAAACAGAAAACAGUAUGAACUUUCCAGGAGCCCCACAGUUCAGGGAUCCUGAUUUAGAAAGAUACCCUCCAGAUAUGGCGGGCCCAGAGUUUGGUAGGAGAGGUCCACACUUCAGAAGUGUGGGGCCUGAAAGAGCUAAUAUGGAGGGACAUGAUACUGAUCCAAGAGGUCAAGAUUUUAGAGCACCAGGUUAUGAAAUCAGAGGUCCAGACACUGAGAGCCCAGGGCCUGGCAGAAGAGAAUCAGGAGGCACAGGCUUCAGGGAACCUGGACCUGAAAGGAGACGAUCAGUUGGUCCAGACAUAGGAGGCCCAGGCAUAAAACAAAGAGGUCCUAGUACAGAAGGUCUAAGGCAUGAUAGAAGAAAUGACUGGGGAAGGGGUUAUUUUGAGGACUCAGGUGCCAAACGAGAAAGCCCAGGUAUAGAGGGCCCAGGAUCUGAUAGAACAUUGAGGGGUCCAAGGCCUAUGAGGAGAAAUGUUAGAAGACCAGGGCCAGAUUCAAGCCUAAUUCGGGGAGAGAGAUGGAGGGGCACAAACAUACAAGAACAAUGGUCAGAUAUGAGAGGGCCAGAUAUGGAGGCUGUUGACAAUGAGCAAGAAUAUUCCAGAGAUAAUUUGUCAAGACAUGGCCACAGGGGUCCAAGACCUAUGCAGGAAGGGCCAGAUGAGCAGGGCCAAGAAAUUAGGCAUGGUCUUCAAAGUGAAUGGAGAGGUGCUGGAGAGAGGGGGCAAACACCAGUACAGGAAAUACCACAUUUAGAUUUUCCAGGGCCUGUUAGAGGUCCACAAGAGGAUUGGAAUGCUCCUGGUUACAGGGGCUCAGGGCCUUUCCAAGAUAAUCCAGACAUAAUGUACCAAGGGCCAAGGGGAGAACCUGGAAAUGAAAAGCGAGAGCCUGAUAGACGAGGUGCUGGGUCAAACAGAGGGGGACAUGGGGCAUUUUUCAGAGGGGAAAGAGAUCCAGAUAAUAGAACAAAAGGUCUUGAUAGAAGAGGUUCAGGCUUUUUGGGACCAGGGACAGAUAUGAAAGGGGGUCCAGAUAUGGCAAAUGACUGGAGGCAGCCAGACUUCAGCAGGGAUAUGAGAGGGCCAAACAUGGAAGGACCUGGUGCACAUAGGAGAGGUUCAGGAGGAUUAGAAGGCUUCAAUAGAAUAGACUCAGGAGGUUCAAAUUUAAGACGACCAGAACCUGUAAACAGAAGUCCGGACAUUGAGGGUCCAGGGACUGAUGGAAUGUUUUCAGAUUAUGGGGGGCUAGGAUCUGAUAGGCGAGAGGCAGACAUAGAAAGCCAUGGUCCAGGGAGACGAAGAUUUGAGCAUGAGUUUAGAAGGGAGAAGAGAGGUCCACACAUGGGACGGCUAAGGCCUGAUGAAAGUUCAGAUGUAAGACAUGGGCCAGGUAGGUGGGAUCCAAACUCUGAGGUUUCUGGGUCUGAUAGAAGAGGUCCAGACAUGAUGGGCUCAGGUUUAGACUCUAGGGGAUCUGAGGCAGCCAUGAAGAAUGACAUGCAACGUAUAAGACAUUCAGAUGAAUCUGCAUCACGUCAUUUCAAUAGUCCACAUCAGAUCAGCAGAUUCCAAGGUCCUAGUCAUCCACGCUCUGCAGUGUUCAGUGGGCCCUCAGGUUUUCCUUCAAACAGUGGAAAACCACAGAGACCUAGAGCUGCCUUACUUCCCACUCCAACAGAGGGUCUUAUGCGCUUACCAAAUGUGAUCAACCAUUCUGAUGUCUUCAGCCCAAAACAAAAACAAAUGCAUUUCUCUGCAGACAGGGAGUGGAGUAAAGAUAGAGCAGUGGGUCAAAAAAGACAGUUCAGCCAAGGGCAAAGAGAGGAGCAGGAGAAAAGUCCUGCCGGUAAAAUGAGCACAUCAGCAGGUGCAAACACAGGACUGGAAAAAGAAAAAAAGGAGGAGAGCAGUGAAAUUGCUAAACAGGGGAUUACAGGUGCAUCCAACGAAACUAAAAUCAAUCUAAGUAUGAAUAGUGAAGGAAAUAAAACAAAUGUCAAGCCAAGUUAGAGAUGGGCAUGAUACUUGGGCCUCCUCAGGACAGUGGGGUGGGCAGAGAUACUACAACAUAACCACACUGAAUGUAUCAAUGGUCAAAGCCAUGCAAGAUCACACGUUGUUGCUUGAUAUGGAAGUUCAUCAUGUUUUAUUUUUGUGUUAAAUGAAUCAUUUAUUUUUGUUAUUUUGAUUAGGACGAAAUGCCUCUGAAACCUAAUCAGCUGUGAAUUUCCUUUUGAAAAUGUUUUGUACAGAAAAUGUACAGUUUUAGUUUUUUUUUUUUAACAUAGCCAUAGUGUUGGUACAGUAACCUGAAUCUGGCUUUUAUGUUCCUCUGCUGCAACGUAGCUUGUCAAUAAAGUUACAUAUACCUUUUUAAAUUGUAUUAAGUCUGAUUUUGUCAUUGAUAUAUGUGUUUUGCCUUUUGUGGGAAGAAAUCAAACCCUGA